AGAAGUACACAAUACCGUCAAUCUGCUCCUCGAUCUCCAAAUGCCGCCCUCGACGUCCCAGUCAUUGAAUUCCCCAUUCCUCACCCUUGGCUCAUACCGUCCCUGGAGGCCAUGGUUUUCAAGCGCCACACCUCUCCACUACACUUUGAACCCCUGUCCCCUCUACCCUCAGAGCUUCUGAGUGAAUUUUCUGAUAGCGACGAUGGACUAGACCGUGCUACUCGAGCUGCGAAAUGGAGGAAAAUUGAAAGGUUAGGCCAGGAUUACUUGGAGGGAAGGCCGUUGUUUAUUUUAUCCGCCGGUUUAAAGGGGCCCCUGGAAAAUGGAUGGGUGAACCCCUGGAAGCGGAAUAAGGAAAAGGAUAAGACACCACCACAAAAGCUAUCAUUGCCAAAACAAGAUAGGGAAAGGGGAUUGAAAAAUGGUGUCCAAGGCUCUAUAGCGGUGCCCUCAGAAGCUCCCUCGCGGCCUCUGAAACGCCCCUCGAACCGACCCCCCCGGGUUCGUCGUCAGGGAAGUGGGUUUGAGUCGUCUCUCGAACCAGAGCAAAUUCUAGAACUCCAAUCCAACCAAGUGCAAAGACAGGCAAGCAGUAAGGAUAGCGGACUGCUAGGAGCGGAUGUAUUUAGCAAUGCUCGACGAAUGCCUUCAAAUAGUAUAUUCUCAAAACCCCGAGCAGCAUCGGCGCAAGUGAAUUCAACGACAACUGAACGAACUCAUCGAUCUAUAUCCUCAUCCACACCAAAUCGUUGUUCAGUUGACGCCAACAACAGUUGGCUGAAGACUGAUGAAAGGAGACCACAUCUAGAAGAGUACGAACGCUCAACAGGCUCCAGUCCAACCCCUGGCUAUCGGCCACGCCCUUCUGUAAAACCUGGACAUAGCGCAGGAAGACCACACGACAAGAAAAGACAACGGGUGUGUGAUUUGAUCAAUGCUGACAGCAGGAGCUACACCCCUCCUCGUAUUGCGUUUACUCCUAUCAAUGGACAGGGAGUGUUAAGCUCCGCAUCAUCUAAAACAACCGGACAGCUUCUUCCGGAAGAAGGGCUCUCGUCCGGGAAGGGUUUGAGGUCGCCAGGUGGCGGCUCACACUUUUCAAAACCCGGCAAGCCCGCUUCCGCUUUCACGGGCCAUUCCAGCAGUAAGAAAAAGCGAGAGGUUCCUCCUCUCGAAGGGAAUACGGCCUGUAAAACAGUAACCAUGAUACAACCCCCAGGAUCCUUUCAAGCUGGACUUUCUACAGACGGCUUCCCAGAGUCUCAAUAUCGCCUCCAUGACCAGCCCGCAUCAAGCUCGGAUACACUUUCGAACUCUAAUUGCAACAUCGAACGUGACAAACAUUGUCGAUCUCAACCAUUGCAGCAUAAAACCUUACCGCGGAGCACAGAGAAGAGUCAGAUAAAUAAUGGCUCCCACACUUUGCCGGCGGAUCCAACCCCUAAUGGAAAAGAUGGUUUGCAAGACAGUCUGCAAAUCUCCAGCAAUGCGACAGCGUCAGCAACGAUACCAUCGGCCCAAAUAGUCCCAGACCAUUUCAAGUUUCCAAUUCCAACUAUGUCUCUCCAUUCCACGUACUUUUCGGCGGCCUACUCCAGCGCUGUUAGGCGUGGAAGUCAAAACGGUGGAUAUGAGGAGCACUUGUCGACGCAGGCACCUGUUCCUAGUGCUCAAAAGCUUGCACGGGAUGAGUUGGUGAUACCAGCCAAGCUGGACGAUACAAAGGCGUCAAAAGCCAAUGAAGCCUCGAAGGUAGCUGCAGGUGGUGAGCAAGCCAAGCGAUCGCAUUUAUCCGAGGCCAGCAUAUCGAACGUGCGAGCAAUCAAGCCAUUUUUCAGCACAGUUAAGAGGAUAAAACCCGGGAAAAGGUCCGAAGCUGAAGCGGCGACAGUAGAUGCAGCUGGAAAAAAUAAGGGUCAGCAGAAACAACGACAAAAUGGAAACCGAGCCCGAAACUCAGCUGUCUUCAAUGAUCCCUCAUCGCCCGCCUCUCACUCUCGAAGUCAAUCACGUUCACCAUCGCCAAAAGCUACAUCUCCGCCAUGCCUCUCAAGCCACCCUUUCAACGCACCCUACGCCAGCAUCAGCAUCCAAAAAAUUUCUCAGUGUGUCCCAUCUGGCGAGUCACAGAGCUCGAACCCAGCGUCCACACUCCCCCACUUCAACCUCACGGCCUCCACAAGCGACACACGGGGAUACCAAGACUGCCAGGGCCAGGGUCCGGGCUGGGAAAAUUUCGACCUGAGCCAGGCGAUCGCGGAGGCAGGGACAUUUUUGGGGACCUGGGAUUUUGAUAAGGUAGGCCUUGAGAGGGUCACUCAGGGUGAUAACACGAACAGCGUGAACAGCAUCAAAAGUCAUGGAUAUACGAGAAGCCGCAAUGCCAAUGAUAAUAGUAAUAGCGGCGGUGCUAAGUAUGAGAUACCGUUACUACCAGCUUCGUCAGGCACGAAGUUGCAGUCGAUACUGAAGCCAAAUACACCUGGGCAGUGAUCGGGAUUUGUGUUCUCAUCCUUUCUUCUUUUCCUUGCUGACCCAGCAUUCCGUGGUUGGAGGAUCUUAUUGUUUCCUUUAUAUCUUUUUGUUGGGUUUUUUUUAUUGGCGAUAGAGCGUUGAGCACUACUGCGCAGAAGUACAGAAGUAUUUAAACAUAUAUUAAGACAUAGAAUCCAUGGUGAAGUUAGCGUCAAGCGUGCAUGGCGAAUGAUAGAAGAUCAGCAUUGCAGAGUUGAGAGUUUCCUUUGCACGGCUGGGAUUUCCGU
Histoplasma capsulatum G186AR is the source of this 2762-nucleotide messenger RNA. RefSeq lists its product as uncharacterized. The record is from RefSeq and is a predicted model, not a curated record. NCBI's taxonomy places the organism in Eukaryota, Fungi, Ascomycota, Eurotiomycetes, Onygenales, Ajellomycetaceae. The coding region runs from base 112 to 2493 and encodes 793 amino acids. The transcript has a single exon.